Messenger RNA from Centruroides sculpturatus (bark scorpion), 1169 nucleotides. Its product is annotated as patched domain-containing protein 1-like. The transcript has 3 exons. NCBI's taxonomy places the organism in Eukaryota, Metazoa, Arthropoda, Arachnida, Scorpiones, Buthidae. Bases 143 to 1132 code for a protein of 329 amino acids. The record is from RefSeq and is a predicted model, not a curated record. Gene Ontology annotation, cellular component: membrane.
UUAGAAAGUAACUAUUCCAAACACAGGUCUACUUGUCACUGGUGGAAAUAUAGGCCUAUAUUUAUCCGAAACACUUGCAAAACAUUUAGCUGAGAAAAAUCAGAGUCCAAAUACGAGCCAGGCGUAUUUUUAGAUAUCGAGUAUGUUUAUUGGAAUUGCUUAUCGAUUUCUAACCAAACUAUUCCAUAAACACGGAACACAUGUAUCAAGACACACGUCAUGGUAUAUAGUUGUGCCUAUCUUCAUGACAUUGUUAUCAGCCACAGGAUUACAAAAGUUUUCUCAUGAUCUGAACGAAGAUUCUCUAGUUCCAUCCGGAGGAAUUGUCGACAAGUACAAAUCGUUUCUGAUGAGAUUAUUUUCCGUAGAUCUCGCAUCAAAUUUCGAUCCCGCGAGAUUAUUGUACACCAUUCAUUACGGAACUGUUAUUGUCGAAGCGAGAGACGGAGGCUCGGUUCUACGAGAGUUCGUCUUUCGUGAAAUUGUCACUUUGGAUCGGGAAAUUCAAAAUUUCUUUGUUGAUGAAGACGACGGAUGGAACUACAAAGACAUUUGCGCUAGAAACAAUGGAAAGUGUUACGAAAAUAAAAUUCUUCGUAUAGACAAUAAACUAAAAGCGUUGCAAAACGGAACAUUUCGAUUGAAAUAUCCAAUUGGCGACACGAGCAGAUAUUACGACGUUUUAACUUUGGGUGGCGUAAAAAUGAACGAAGAAGGAUAUAUAAUAUCUGCCAAGGCUGUUAAAUUGUUCUAUUUUCUAGACGAUUCGAAUAAAUGGGCAGAAGAAAGAGCCAUAAAAUGGGAAAAUCAAUUCAUAAACAUCUUAAAUAAGGUGAACUUUUCUUAUAUCAAAAUAAGUAAAGACGUGUUGCUUUCUAGAGAUGAAUCUAAAAAACAACUGUUUCCUGUUACCUUAAAAUAUAUUCCAAGUUCUGUUUUUUUGAUGCUUACGUUUACCGUUGUCAGCUGUUUAUGGCCAGAUUUCCUUCGAAGUAAACCGUGGACCGGAAUCAUGUCUUCGAUAGCCACUGGUAUGAGUCUAGUUUCGGGAUUCGGUUUAUUACAGUAUGCAGGAAUAAGUGUGUCUCCGGUGGAUGCAAUGGUUCCAUUUCUGGUGUUAGCAUAUUAUUAAUCGGAACGUUGUAAUAUUUAAGAUGCACAAAAUCAAC